Molecule: messenger RNA, 1419 nt
Organism: Drosophila serrata
Lineage: Eukaryota; Metazoa; Arthropoda; Insecta; Diptera; Drosophilidae
Source: RefSeq, a predicted model, not a curated record
AUGUUGAGCCGAAAAAGAAGAACCUGCAGCAAGAAGAUGAAGGAAAAUUCCCCAGUAGGUAAUUGCUGGCUGAUGGCAGCUUUGGUGAUGCUUUUUCUUAGCCUGGCCAACGCACUGAAGGCCGGGGAAUCCAUCGAGCUGGGAGCGGCAUCUGGCAGCCGACCAUCACUGAACAUAAACAAUGAGGACAGCACCAGCCUGGAGCAGCUCAUCGAGAUGCGGCUGAAUGAGUCGUCGUCCUCAUCCGUCCAGGGCAGGCAGUCGGAAGAGCUGUUGUCCAGGAAACGACGCUAUUUGGUAUUUCCGGAGGGCAGCUCCUUUCAGAUGGUGUACGAUGAAAUCGUGGGUGUGGUGGACCACACCAACUACUUGAUUCUGGGCAUCACGGUGGCUCUGGCCUGGGAGUUGCCCAGCAAGCCACCCAGCGAGGAGCUGGACGAUCUGCUCACCAAGUUGGAGGAUGGAACCUUGGACAUCAGUCGCAACGAUACCGUGUCAAAUAUAACCUAUGUGAACGAUGCCUCGGCAGCGCCCACAACUAGUCCGCCCCCUGUCUACAGGCCCAACUACAUUAAUUUGUCCAGUUUCGGGUCCGGGUCCGGGAGCGGGAGUGGGAGUGGGAGUGGCAGCAACUCCUACUACAGCUCAAACCCAGUUUUCCGGACACCGAUGCAUCCGUCGCACCAAUAUGCAGACAGUUAUUACAGCCGCCCACCAAAGGGUGGCAGGCGCAAGGACAAUCACUACUACUACAGUCACCAGGGGUUGAGUGCGAACAAUCCUUUUACCAAGUGGUCCAGACCCCAGCACUCGCCUGCCCAGAACUCACGCUAUCCCUACUGGGCGCUGAAUUCAAGAGUUAAAAACCGCUAUUAUGGCUAUCGGAACCAACAGGCAGCCCCACCAGUGGCGCAACGGCGUCAGGAUACCACCACGACCACCACCAGAAGACCCACUCGUCCGCCGGCACCACGUCACCAUCGCAUAUAUCCGGUGUUUGGCAAGCGAAGCAUUCCGGAUGCAGCCAAUUCUUAUAAGCGUCAACGCCGCAGCGGAGUGGCCACCGAACACGAGGACAAGAUAAGCAGGCUGGAGCAGCUCCAGAUUAAGCAUCAUCGACGGAGUCGUCAGUCGCUGUACGAGCGAGUGGAGAAGUAUCUGGAUAAACGUGGUCACCAUGGUCGCCAUUGCGUUUUGCGCACUCUCUGCGAAACGGGUCAGAAAUCUGAGGAGGAAGAGCCCGGCACCUUUGUAGGCGAACUGAUGCGAGCUGUGUUCACCAUUCCGGAACCCCUGGAUAACGAGCCCGUUGCCUAUCGCGACAGCCACUAUGACAAGGCUCACGCCUCCAAGCAGGACUGCGCCGCCCUCUAUCCAGAGUGCAAGCAAUCCAUGUGGCAGGCCCAGUUCAUACAAUAA